AUGGAACAAUAAUUUCCAAAACAUUGCAGAGAUGGCGAAGAUUGCUAGGAUUUUCGCUGUCUUCUGCAUGAUAUCUUAUUUUUCCCCUACAUUGUCUUUCCUGGACUUUUUCAACCCUUUUUCCCCUCCUCAACGUGAGGGGGAUGAAAAUGCCGGACUCCGUGUUAGGUUCUACGACCAGACGUGUCCAAGGGCGGAGGAAAUUGUGAAGGACCAAAUGGUGAAGGCAUUCCAAAAUGACUCUGGCCUUGCUGCCGCCAUGGUUCGCCUCCAAAGUCACGAUUGUUUUGUCAAUGGGUGUGAUGGAUCUAUUAUGCUCGAACAAGUGACUGGAGGGGAGCGGGUGGAGAAGCAAGCCCCUGCGAACGGAAAGACUGUACGUGGAUUUGAUCUCAUCGACCAGGUCAAGGAUGAGGUGGAGAAAGAGUGCCCUGGUGUUGUGUCUUGUGCUGAUAUACUCACAUUCUUAUCUCGGGACGCUCUAGUUAUGUCUGGACUUCCAGAUUUUGAUGUGCCAAGCGGGAGGCGUGACGGGACGAUAUCUCGAGAAGAGGAUGCUGUGAAAAACAUUGCAUCUCCCAAUAACACAGUGGAUCAAAUGACAAAACUCUUUGAGAUGAAAGGCUUGAACCAAGAGGACAUGGUGGCCCUAUUAGGUGCACACUCAAUUGGUGUUGCUCAUUGUCCUAAUUUCAGGUACCGAUUAAAGGAUCGGAUGAAAGCAAAUGAAGUGGAAGGAUCAUUGAAGGUGGUGAUGGGAUUCCAAUGCAUAAACAAGGCAAAUAUAGUCCCAAUGGAUAGUAUCACACAAUACAAAUUGGACUCUAUGUUCUAUAAGCAAUUGUUGUUGAAAAGGGCAUUGCUUGAGUCUGAUCAAUGGUUGGCCAGUGAUCCAAGAACACAACCACUUGUACAAAAAUUUGCCGAUGAUGAAACAGAGUGGUUCAAGAAGUUCACUGAAUCCAUAAUCAAGAUGGGACAAAUUCAAGUGUUAACAGGAAAUCAAGGAGAGAUAAGAAGGAAUUGUCGAUUUGUGAACUAAACGUUUAUCAUCAGUCAUAAAAUUUUCAUUUCUUUGUCUUUAUCCCAUCAUCAUCAUCAUCAUUUUUACAACUAUGUACCAAUUAUAGGUACUAAUUCUAGUUUUUUACUCGCAAUUUGAAACCGUAAAUGGGUCUGCCACUACAUAUCCCUCAUGACCCCUUCUCG
Messenger RNA from Cuscuta epithymum, 1209 nucleotides. The record is from the annotation of a GenBank genome assembly. Lineage: Eukaryota; Viridiplantae; Streptophyta; Magnoliopsida; Solanales; Convolvulaceae.